UGUCAAAAACGACGUUUAUUCCCGCACAAAUUGACAUUUGGAGCCUCGAACUGUCAGAGUAGAUCAUCCAAUGGCAAUGAGCAACGCAGGUGCUUGACCAAUCGCAACGUUGUUAACUAAUAUUGUAAUGAGACACGUGAUCCCGCGUUUGUCAAAUAUACUACCACGAGGUGGAUAGGGAAGCGUUGUUGAUAGUGUGUUUUCUUAAAUUUCUGCAGAGAAAUUGUUUUAUUUUGGAACUCUGAAAAUGAAUGACAGCUUGAAAAUUAAAAGAGCCAAAGAUCUGAAAUUUUUAAGACCAUGGGAAAAUGAUUAUGAUUCUGAGGAAAGAAGAAAAUAUUCCAUUGGAUUGCAAAAUGACAACAGAAAAAGAAGAGGCAACUUACCAAAAGAGGCAGUUCGUGUUUUAAAAGGGUGGUUGUAUGAACAUAGAUACAAUGCAUACCCAUCAGAUCAAGAAAAAGUUUUUCUAUCUAAUGCCACAAAUUUGACAGUUCUACAAGUGUGCAACUGGUUUAUAAAUGCCAGACGUAGAAUUCUACCAGAAAUGAUCAAGAAAGAUGGUCAGGAUCCUCUUCAAUAUACUAUAACAAGAAAACACAAACAGUCUCUUUUAGACUGUGUAACAUUCUCAUCCGACCAAGAAAAUUCACCAGAUCAGCAUCCUCAUGACUGUUUAAGUUCUCCAUCAAGAUCUUCAGAAACAGACGGAUAUGUUUCUGACUUUGAAGCAUCCUCAAGUGACUUUUUCUCUGAAUCAGAAUCUAUGUCCGAUCAGGGUGAUCAUGUAUCAGCAGCCAAAUUGCCAAGAAUGAGUUAUUCGCCAGUUAAAAACAAUAAAGUGGAAGAUAAUUUUUGGCAAUCUGGCCCAGUGGACUUGACAAUGAAUAAACCCAAAGUAAAUAAACCUAGUUCAGAUUUCAAUUCAUUUUUCUUGUUAGUAGAUGUUGCAAUAAGUCAGAUGGAGAAGAAAGAGGAAUCUUCAGGAUCAGAAUCAGUGUCUAAUUCAUCCGUGUGACAUUUUUGAAAAAAGGGGGAGGGGUAUAAAACAAUGUGCUAUAGAAAAAAUCAAUAUUGAUACAAUUUGAUGAAUAUUUAAAUCAUUUUAACUUCUUUGUAUUUACAAAAAAAUGUUUUAGUUUUUUUCUUUUUAUAGAAAGAGCUUCCUGUGUUUUGUUUCUAAGUGGGAUAUUUUUUCUUUAUUGUGCCUCACUUUACCUGUUAUAUUAAUUGAUUACAAGGCCAUCUGUAGACAUUUAAAUGUUAUACAGGUAAUAUUUACCUUUGCUGGAUAAACAUGUUUCCCGCUCUUUUGUAUUUUAAGUGACAUUUUAAUUGUUAAUAUGAUUCGCUUGUUACGAUUGGAUGCAUUUAAAGUUCAUGACCUGCUAUACUUUAAAAAAAGACGCAGGUAGUGAAUCAUUGUAUCAUUGAUUUUACUAUGCAAUAUGUUACACAAGGAUUUUACAAAUUCUAAUAAAAAUAGGUGAUAUUCUGUUGGACAUGUAUGUUAAAAGUCUUUUUUUUUGUAAUUUUACUAUGUUGAUUUGUAUAUUCAGUGAAAAAAAUAAAUAUAUAUAUAUACAA
Messenger RNA from Mytilus trossulus (common blue mussel), 1587 nucleotides. RefSeq names its product homeobox protein AKR-like. The transcript has 2 exons. The record is from RefSeq and is a predicted model, not a curated record. Gene Ontology annotation, biological process: regulation of transcription by RNA polymerase II. Lineage: Eukaryota; Metazoa; Mollusca; Bivalvia; Mytilida; Mytilidae. Gene Ontology annotation, molecular function: RNA polymerase II cis-regulatory region sequence-specific DNA binding. The coding region runs from base 248 to 1018 and encodes 256 amino acids.